Molecule: messenger RNA, 1968 nt
Organism: Exophiala aquamarina CBS 119918
Lineage: Eukaryota; Fungi; Ascomycota; Eurotiomycetes; Chaetothyriales; Herpotrichiellaceae
Exons: 5
Source: RefSeq, a predicted model, not a curated record
AUGCAACAAUUCUUCGGCCGAACCUUCGGAAAGAACAAGGACAGCGAUCCGGUCGGGGACAAGAGCAAGCACAAGCACAAACGCAAGUACGAAGACGAGAGCGAGGAAGAGGAUGAGGAAGAGGGGGACGCUCCAGAGACAUCAGCGCGUGAUGGUGUUGGGCCGCUAUGUUUCGCUGACAGCUGCGAAGGAAACGCCAACGGAACUGAUCUCGUUUUUGUACAUGGAUUUCGAGGCUCUCGAUUGGAAACUUGGUCGUGCGGAGACACCUUCUGGCCCCGGGACUUGCUCCAGGACGAUUUGAAAAAUGCCCGAAUUGUUACUUGGGGCUAUGAUGCUAGCUUUGCGAAUGCCUUUACUUAUGCUAGCCAGGAGAGCAUCUUCGGCCACGCUGAGACCUUGCUCAAUGACCUGGCGAGGUUGCGCAGAGGAAUUACUAGGCCUAUCUUAUUUAUCUGCCACAGUCUCGGAGGCCUAGUUGUGAAAGAAGCUCUGAUUAAGUCAGCGGCGUACAAGAACCACAGAAGACAUUUGUCUCUUGGCGAGAUAUAUGCUAGUACCAUUGGUGUGAUAUUUCUCGGGACGCCACACCGCGGAAGCAGCCAGGAGGCUCUUGGAGAGGUGGUGGCAAAUGUUGCCAAGCUUUCCUUUCGUCAACCAAACAAUCAGCUCCUCCAGACAUUGAAACCAGAUUCCCACAUCCUCGAGAAUCAGCGAGACCAAUUUACCACGAUAUCACGCAGCUUGAAUAUUGUCUGCAUCAGGGAGGAGCUCCCAACAGGGCUAGGCUUGAUUGUCGAAGAAGCCUCAGCUUGCUACGAUGGAUUCAACGUUCGCCGAGAUGCGAUCCACGCGAAUCACAUGAAUAUGGUGAAGUUCGCAUCCAAGGGCGAUGAAGGAUACAAAAGGACUCUUGGACACAUUGAAGACAUCCGUAGUGUCCAAGAACCAGAGAUUCAACAAGAUAUAUUGAAAGUUCUAAAAUACUCGACGGUCUGCAAUCGCGAGGGAGCCAUCGACGAGGGAUAUGCACAGACCUGCUCCUGGAUAUUAAGUCCCCAAUCGACCACCAACUGGGCAUCUUCCCAGCCGUCUCAAUUUUCAUCGUGGCUUAAAGGCAACGAUACCUUUUUCUGGAUCAGUGGCAAAGCUGGUUGUGGCAAGUCUACUCUGAUGAAGUAUAUAUACCAGGAUAACACGACCAAAGAGGAGCUCUCUAUAUGGGCUGAUGGAAAAGCUUUGAUACUAGCAGGUUACUUCUUCUUUGAACGAGGCGACGUAGAUCAGAAAUCCAGGGAAGGAAUGCUCCGAAGCAUUCUACAUCAAGUACUAAGUACUCGACGCGACCUAAUCCCUAAGGUCUUUGGCCAAUUCUUUGAGAGCACGCUGCCACUUUCACAGGGUUUCAUUUCCUGGAAAACUCUUAGCGGCUCAUUUAUCUCGAUGUUAGACCAUCUCCAAGAUGCUAAGGUAUGUUUUUUCUUGGACGGUCUAGAUGAACAACGAAUGAUCGAUCGAAUGGAUGAAUACACCGAAAAGGAGGAGAUUGUGCAUUUUCUUCGCCGGUUCAAGAACCGUGGCAACGUGAAGGUUUGCAUUUCCAGUAGGGAAUUGGGCAUGUUUGAACAAGGAUUCCGAAACUUCCCCAGACUUCAGGUUCAUGAGCAUACCGCAAACUCUAUUGCCCAGUAUUGUGAGGUUCGUCUAACAGAGGAGGCUUCAUACCUCAUGGAUCGCCCGGAUUUUGUGUUCUCAAUAACCGAAAAGUCGCGUGGGGUAUUCCUCUGGGUACGCAUUGUCGUUGACAUGCUGGUUAAAGGAAGUGCCGAUGGCGAUUCCAAGGAGGAACUCAUGAACUCUCUCAAUAUUCUUCCUGCUAGGCUUGGUGGAGAAGAUGGCCUCUAUAUGCACAUGAUGCGAACCAUCGACCGGAAGUAUCUGUCAGAAGCGAAGAGACUAUUUCAACUU